Molecule: messenger RNA, 5290 nt
Organism: Micropterus dolomieu (smallmouth bass)
Lineage: Eukaryota; Metazoa; Chordata; Actinopteri; Centrarchiformes; Centrarchidae
Gene: fcho2
Product: FCH and mu domain containing endocytic adaptor 2
Exons: 26
Coding region: 243-2738 (831 amino acids)
Biological process (GO): synaptic vesicle endocytosis; clathrin-dependent endocytosis; clathrin coat assembly
Cellular component (GO): cytoplasm; plasma membrane; clathrin-coated pit
Source: RefSeq, a predicted model, not a curated record
GGCAGCGCUGUUUCAUCUUUCAAAAGUCCGAAUAUCUACGGGAAGAAACCACAGGGGAGAGAGAGAUUCAGCACAGCCGAGUGGAGGUGGAGUCAGUAGGUGGGGAGGGAGAAGAAAGGGGAGAGUAGGAAAACGGGGAAAGGCAGAUACAACAGAAACGGGGGGAGGACGGCGAAUGAUUUACGCUUUAAAAGUUGUGCUACAACAAAUUUAAGAGUUGCGGCGAAGAGGAAUAAAACAAGAUGAUAACGCCCUACUUCCUAGAGAAUUUCUGGGGCGAAAAAAAUAAUGGCUUUGAUGUGCUCUACCAUAACAUGAAGCAUGGCCAAAUUUCCUCCAAGGAGCUGACAGACUUCAUCAGGGAAAGGAGUACUAUUGAAGAGGCCUAUGCCAGGUCUAUGACCAAACUUGCAAAGUCAGCUGGCAACUUUUCUCAACUUGGUCUCGUCCUUUAUCCCAGGACUUUUGCUCCAGUGUGGGAUGUGUUCAAGAGCUCAACAGAGAAGCUGGCCACCUGUCACAUGGAGCUAGUGAGGAAACUACAGGAACUGAUAAAAGAAGUUCAGAAAUAUGUGGAAGAGCAGGCCAAAGCACACAAAAAGACAAAAGAAGAGGUGGCGUCCACCCUGGAGGCCGUACAGAACAUCCAGACCACUUCUCAGGCCCUGCAGAAGUCCAAGGAGAUCUACAAUGCCAAAACUGUGGAGCAGGAGCGCCUCCGCAAGGAGGGGGCCACCCAGAGAGAUGUGGACAAGGCUGGAGUCAAAGCCAAAAAAGCCACAGAGACCUAUAAGUCUUAUGUGGAGAAAUAUGCCACAGCUAAGUCAGAGUUUGAACAGAAGAUGGCAGAAACUGCACAGAAAUUCCAAGACAUUGAAGAAAACCACAUUCUCCACAUGAAGGAGAUCAUUCAGUCAUACUCACAGUCUGUUGACGAAACACACAUUCAAAUAGGAGAGGUCCACAAUGAAUUUGUGAGGAACAUUGAGAACACCUCAGUGGAGAGCUUAAUACAGAAACUGGCAGAGAGCAAAGGAACUGGCAAGGAGAGACCAGGACCGAUUGAGUUUGAGGAGUGCAACACAGCAAUUGCUACCGAAGGUGCCAAACCACGAAAGAGAAAACCAUUUGGUAUCCCAGGCCGUAGGAAAGACAAGGACACAGACUCCACGGAGUCUACAGAAGUUGAAGCUGCUAACACUGCCAACGGUGCUCCCCCUGGAUACUAUGGAGCCAUAGACAUCCAGAACGCUAAUGUUCCCCAAGUUGAUGCAGAGGGCUUCUGUAUUAGACCGGAAGCAAAUGAAAACGAUGCCAAAGAUAAUUCCUUCUAUUCGUCCAGCGACUCAGAGGAUGAAGAUGAACCCAGGAAGUUCCACGUAGAAAUAAAGCCCGUUCAGCCAAACAAUGGCACGCAUCAGAACCGAGCCACCAUUGAUGAGCUUAAAGCAUCCAUCGGAAACAUUAUCCUGUCACCUUCAACCUCGGGACAGAUGCGGAGGAACCAGUCCAGUGAUGAGCUGGCAAAACCCAGAGUGCCCACAUCAUAUGAACUGGCUAACAACGACCUUCUGUCUCUGGACCCGUUCAGCCCGACUCUCGCAGCAGGCUCCUCUUUCUCUGUGUCCUCAUCAACAGCGCCUGUUCCAAACCGACCUACGACGCCGCUAACAGCUGGAGCCCUGGUGCCUCCACCACGACCCUCCUCCAGGCCCAAACUCCCCGCUGGAAAACUAUCAGGAAUCAAUGAGAUUGUACGCCCGUUCAGCCCACCCAAGACAUCUAACGCCAGCCCUCCUCCUGCUGCACCACUCGCCCGGGCAGAGAGCUCCUCCUCCUUGUCCUCUAAUGCCUCACUCAGCGCUGGAAACACCCCCACUGUUGGGACAUCUCGCGGUCCCAGCCCUGUGACCCUGGGAUCCCAAGAUGCUUUGCCCAUUGCCGUGGCCUUCACAGAGUCGGUUAAUGCUUACUUCAAAGGAGCUGAUCCCACUAAGUGCAUUGUGAAGAUUACAGGAGACAUGACCUUGUCGUUCCCCAUGGGCAUCAUCAAGGUGUUUACCACCAACCCUUCCCCGGCCGUGCUAACUUUCAAACUGAAGAACACCGGCAGGUUGGAACAGAUCCUACCAAACCAACAGCUAUUAUACAGUGAUCCUUCCCAAAGUGACUCAAAUUCCAAGGACUUCUGGUUCAACAUGCAAGCACUGACGUCCUACCUCAGAAAAGCCUCAGAUCAGAAUCCUUCAGCUUCCUACUAUAAUGUGGACAUCUUAAAAUACCAGGUGCUGUCUGAUGGGAUCCAUUCCACUCCUCUCAACCUGGCCAUAUACUGGAAGUGUACACAGAGUACGUCAGACCUGCGGGUAGACUACCGAUACAACCCGGAGUCAAUGGCCUCCCCUGGUCCGCUCACCAAUGUACAGAUUUUAGUGCCUGUUGAUGGAGGAGUCACCAAUGUGCAUUCUCUGCCCAACUCCAUCUGGAAUGCAGAGCAGAAUAAGUGUCUGUGGAAGUUGAAUGACAUCUCCGAAAAGUCUGAAAAUGAAGGUGCUGGGUCCCUGAGGGCCAAGUUUGAACUGUCAGAUGGACCAUCGAACCCCUCCACUCUGGCUGUGCAGUUUAUGAGUGAGGGGAGUACCCUGUCAGGAGUGGACAUGGAGCUGCAGGGGACCGGAUACAGACUUUCUCUCAACAAGAAGAGAUUUGCCACAGGACGUUAUAUGGCAGAUUGCUGAGGUGACCUACUACUCUGGUUUGAAAGGAAAAAAAUCUCGCUUGACACAGAAGUUGGCAACUUUGCAAGGCUUCCUGAACCUCUGGGUCCAUCUGAGCACAAUCGUGCAAGCGAGAAUCUCACUAUAAUUAAACAGCACUGAGUAUUGAACACUGUUAAAAAAAGACAUUAAGAUGAGCUUUCAGGAAAUGUGUAGAUAUGAAGUCUGAUAAUGCUUUCUGAUCAGUUCACUUUUGUAUAGUCAGAAACAAUUUAUGGAUUAGAUAUAAAUCUAUAUUGUAUUUGAAAUCAUAAAAAAAAGAAAAAAGUGCACUAACAAUCUUUCAGUUCCUUCUUUUUCUUGUAUAUUCAUUUUCCAAGAGCCUAUAAGGAAUAUAUAACAACCUUCUCCCUCCGAAUUGUAAAUAUUCUGCUCGACCAGCUCUGACUCAACUCUCAAAUCUGUUUUGUUUACUGACUUCCUCUCUUUCUCCUCACAAUUUGUCUUUAUUGAUCAUGUGCAAUUAAGGUAGAAUCUGUCUUAAACAGCGCUCACACACUUGACCUUUUAAAAUAACAAUGAAGUUCUUUCAGACAAAUGCAAAAAAAGAUGUGACCUCAGUGCCUCCUCCUAUACUAUAGAUUAAUAGGCAACAAAAGCAUAAAAGUUUUACCCAAAUUUGGGUUUCCAGAUUUAAGCUACUUUUCUCUGUGAUAAAAUGCAUGUUUUUUUUUUAAAACAAUCACCCCCAAUGGGGUCUGUGAUCAGUGUGGUCUUUUUAGAAUUUGUUCCCCUUGUAAAUCCCCCUUUCAGUCAUGGUUAGUAUUUUCAAAUAUUUUUAAGCCCUUAAUUUUUAUUCUUCAUAAAAACAAAACUUGCUCAGCAAUCUUGACUGUAAAACAUUGUGUUAAAUGUUAGAUGCUUUAAGAAAAAUCAAGGGACGCUACCCCAAAUUUAACUUGCAGCCUUUUUUACAAACUGGCAGUGCUUUUUUAAUCACAUUUUUGUGCCCUAUUAAUGGAGAAAUGUGCCUGAACUUAACUUUUCGUUCAUCUUUUUUUAUACUACAGCACAGUUCAUGAGAAUUGCACCAACAAUGUGCCAGUUGUGUUUGUUACGCCUUUAUUUGGAUGCUGAAGGGAAAAUGUCUCCUCUUUUUACAACCUAACUGUCUUCCAGAAAUGAAUAAGUCAUGUUUGCCUUCUGUGAUUGAGUUUGAUCAUUGAACUCUUUUAUAUCUUGUCUUUUUUAUUCAGUGCUUGUCAAUUGACCUUCACCUCAUAUACUCAUUGUCCAGUACAUGAUGUGACCAGUAGCACAGUAAGGCCAAAUUAAUGAUCGAUAUGCCUUAUCACAACUACGUGGCACUGAGUUAUCCAGUGCUGUUGCAAGUGGCUAGAUAUUAUGACACAGUACUGCCAUUGCCCUGUGAUAGAUUACUGACCUGUCCUGUCCUUCAACCCAGUGCAUGCUGGGAUAAGCUUCAGCCUUUUGAAACUAUAAACAGUAAAAGUGGGUGCUGAACAUGGAUGGAUGGAUGGAUGAAACAUAGCCACAUUUGACUCUUGGUUCAUUCAUUCUUGUCUUUUACUAAUGAAGGCUGCUGCUGGAGAGGCUGUUAUACUUGUUGACUGAGUAUUUGUAUGUUGUGUAGGAGAUUUUUCAUUGACCUCAACCAUGUAAUGGUCCUUAAAUUGGUUAAUGUGUUGGUAUGUGACAUGUCUGGAGAUGCGAUUAGUUGCCUGGAAGCUGUGAUUGAAAUAUGAUAAAAACCUUUUAGGGCUGGAGUUUCAUACACUGUGCAUCACAUGGCCAACUGACCUCUCAGAUACAGUUUUAGGAAAUCAUUUGUCACAUCAGGCUUUUGUUUUCUUUUUUGUUUUCUCUGUCCACUGCUAUAGAACAUGGCUCAAAAUAGUUUUUAACUUGGCAGUACAUGAUUCAUCUAAUGUCUAAACUGAUCAUUUACUUGAUUUCAUUCAUAUCUGGCCAGGGUGAUUACAUGUAAUGACCAGUUUUUAAUGUUUUAAUGUUAUGCCUUUAAAAAUAAGGCAGACAUUAAUCUUAAAUGGAUGAUGGAAAUUUCUAUUUAAAUUGUGUCUGUUGAAUUUAAAUUUUGUAUCUCUCUCUGAACUUUAAUCAGCCAAAUGUUUGAAGGUAGUUGAAAUGAUUGCGUUUACAUAAAAUCCUCAAAUUGUAGCACCAGACAUUUGUACAGUGUUCUCCUAAAUAUAUCAGUGUUUUUGGUCAGAUGAGCCGAAGGCAUUAAAAAUAUAGCACAAAGAUUCUGUAAUUGUAUUCCAAUAUAAGCAAGCUGGUUCUUGCUGCCCCUACAAAACCUUUAAAAUAAACUUACAAGGCUCCUCUUUUCAUCACUUUCACAUUCUUUCUUUCUUUGUAUGUUGUAUUAAACAGAGUUUAAAGAGAGCAAAAUUGUGUAAAUGAUUCUCAUAAAUUGUACAUUUUUACCAAUAUCUCAGCCACUGUUGUCUCUACUUUAUGAUUUCUCAUUGUGCCUGUAUUAAAUGUGUAAUAUAUGAAUAUAUACAAAUAUAUUAAAAUUACUAAGUGUG